UGCAUGCAUGCAUGCAUGCUGUGCCCCUCCCUAGCAAUUUCCGCAAUUCCCGUUUCUGGUGCGUCUGAUGCAUCUCCCAUACCGGUAGUAGUGCGAGCGCAUGUCUGUCUGUCUGUCUGUCAUCCUUUUAAACAUCCAGCUCCUCUCCCUGCUUCUUGGCCGAGAUCCGUUCCGCUUAGCACAAGCAGCUCAUACAGCGAAGUAUCAUUUAACAAACACUCAUAUCGCAGUCCCACUCGAUAGCGACUCCCAGAUCCGGCAUGUCUGCGAACGAUUAUUACGGAGGAGGCGGCGGCAGCGGCCACGGACAGUACCAGCAGCAACAUGGCUACAACCAGGGCGGCGGCUACGCACCCCAGCAGCCCAACUAUGCACAGGGCCAGCAGCAACAGUAUGGCGGCUACCCCCCUCAGUCGCAUUCCCCGUACCAGCAGGGAGGCGGCUACAACGCCCCCCCUCAGCAGCAGCAGCAGCAGCAGCACGGAUACGGCGGACCUCAGCAACCGACCUACGCCCAGGGCGGCCAGCAUCAGCAGGGCUACGGCCACGACAACCGAGGCAGCUCUCCCUACCCCCCUCAACAGCAGUACGACCAGCAAGGAUAUGCGCCUCCUCAUGGCGGACAGCCACAAUACGGCGGCGGACAGCCCCAGUACGGUGGCCAACCUCAAUACGGUGCGCCCGGUGGUCCAGGCGGCCCCGGUCAGGACGAGCGCGGCCUCGGCGCCACGUUAAUCGGUGGCGGGGCUGCCGGAUGGGCGGCGAACAAGGCUGGCGGUGGUCUCCUCGGCACACUCGGCGGUGCCAUCGUAGGGGCCGUUGGCGCCAACAUGUUGGAGAACAAGUUUGAAAAGUGAGCUCCUCUUCUCGCCACGAAAGACGUUCGGACGGACACGCACUGACGAGAUUGCAGGAAGCACAAGAAAGACAAGAAGCACAAGAAGGACAAGCACCGCAAGCGCAGCGGGAGCUGCAGCUCGAGCUCAAGCAGCGACUAAGAGUCGGGUCCGAUGGAACACUUGAGAGCGUACAACCUCACUCACGAUGAAACCAAGCUCCCUUCGGGUGCGGCGCCCCAUUUGGAUGAUACCCUCCCUCCCCUCCGAUACAACCACUUGUCAGGCGCACCGGGAGAACGACGGCCGACGACUGCUUGAAUAAAUGCUGUUUUACGAGUUUGGACAAAUAAUAGAUGUUAAUUAAUGUCUUGUCAAUAACGUAGUAUGAAUGACAAAAAAAAUCAAAAUCAACUGCAAACACGGCA
Molecule: messenger RNA, 1264 nt
Organism: Colletotrichum navitas
Lineage: Eukaryota; Fungi; Ascomycota; Sordariomycetes; Glomerellales; Glomerellaceae
Exons: 2
Coding region: 101-850 (249 amino acids)
Source: RefSeq, a predicted model, not a curated record